This is a messenger RNA of Tinamus guttatus (white-throated tinamou), 865 nucleotides long. NCBI's taxonomy places the organism in Eukaryota, Metazoa, Chordata, Aves, Tinamiformes, Tinamidae. The record is from RefSeq and is a predicted model, not a curated record.
AUCUUUUGCAGAGGUGGUUCAGCUGAGUCUGCCAGAAGAUCAAAAAAUAAGCACCACAGCAGCAACAGUGGGACAAAGUGCUGUCCUAAGUUGUGAGAUUCAGGGCACUCUGAGACCUCCCAUCAUCUGGAAGAGGAACAAUGUCGUUUUGAAUAGUUUAGAUUUGGAAGAUAUCAAUGAUUUUGGAGAUGAUGGGUCCUUGUACAUUACUAAAGUUACCACAACCCAUAUGGGAAAUUACACCUGCUAUGCUGAUGGUUAUGAUAAGCUCUAUCAAACUCAUUUUCUCCAAGUGAAUGUUCCCCCCGUCAUCCGAGUGUAUCCCGAGAGCCAGGCCAGGGAGCCGGGGGUGACAGCCAGCCUGCGGUGCCACGCUGAGGGCAUUCCCAACCCACAGCUGGGCUGGCUGAAGAACGGCAUCGAUAUCGCUCCAAAGUUAUCCAAACAGCUCACCCUUCAAGCAAAUGGCAGUGAGGUUCACAUCAGCAAUGUGCGCUAUGAAGAUACAGGAGCCUACACUUGUAUUGCAAAGAAUGAAGCAGGGGUGGAUGAAGACAUUUCUUCUCUUUUUGUGGAAGAUUCUGCUCGAAAGACCCGUCUUGGAAUUGGAAAUAUGUUUUAUGUUUUUUAUGAAGAUGGAAUCAAAGUAAUACAGCCAGUGGAAUGUGAAUUUCAAAGGCAUAUUAAGCCAAGUGAAAAACUCCUCGGUUUUCAGGAUGAAGUGUGUCCCAAAGCUGAAGGAGAUGCUGCUCAGCGGUGUGUAUGGGCGACUGCUGUUAAUGUGAAAGACAAGUUCAUUUAUGCAACUCAGCCCACGCUUGACAGAGUGCUUAUUGUGGAUGUGCAGUCUCAGAAAGUUAUCCAG